Mytilus californianus (California mussel) is the source of this 8974-nucleotide messenger RNA. RefSeq names its product zinc finger protein 239-like. The transcript has 2 exons. Gene Ontology annotation, biological process: regulation of transcription by RNA polymerase II. NCBI's taxonomy places the organism in Eukaryota, Metazoa, Mollusca, Bivalvia, Mytilida, Mytilidae. The record is from RefSeq and is a predicted model, not a curated record. Gene Ontology annotation, molecular function: DNA-binding transcription factor activity; RNA polymerase II cis-regulatory region sequence-specific DNA binding. Bases 5095 to 6105 code for a protein of 336 amino acids.
CAGUAAAUUUGGUCUGGUAGUUAAAUUGGUCUGCCAGACUUUAUUUCCUAGUUAAUCAAGUCCAUGACCAUUAUUUUACUAGGAAUGUAAGUCCCAGGACAAAUUUUCGAAGGAAAAUAAGUCCUUUGCUAGUAAAAUAUGUCUGGCAUUUAUUUUCCUAGGGAAAAUUGUCCUUAGACUUGUUUUUCUAGUAAUUAUACGACCGCAAAAUCGUAUAUUGGUAUGAUGUCGGCGCCGUCGUCGUCCAGCGUCGUCGUCGUCUGUAGACACAUUGGUUUUCGCACUCUAACUUUAGUUUAAGUGAAUGGAUCUCUAUGAAAUUUUACCAUAAGGUUCAAUACCACGAAAGGAAGGUUGGGAUUGAUUUUGGGGGUUAUGGUACCAACAGUUAAGGAAUUAGGGGCCAAAAAUAAGCAUUUUUGUAAUUUCCAGACGUAACUUGUGUGUUAGUGUACGGAUCUCUCUGACAUUGUAGCACAAGGUUCCAUAUCACAAAGGGAAUGCUGGGAUUGAUUUUGGGGGUAAUUGCCUCAAAAUUUUAGGAAUUAGGGGCAAAAAAAAGCAAAAAACAAGCAUUUUUCUAGUUCGUGAUAAUAACUUGUGUGUUAGUGUAUGGAUCUUUCUGAAAUUGUACUACAAGGUUCCAUAUCACAAAGGGAAAGCUGGAAUUGAGUUUGGGGGUAAUUGCCUAAAACGUUUAGGAAUAAUAAUAAGGGACCAAAAAGGGGCCAACAAUAAGCAUUUUUCUAGUUUCCAGACAAUAACUUGUGUUCAAGUGUAUGGAUCUCUCUGAAAUUGUAUUGCGAGGUACCAUACCACAAAGGGAAGGCUGGGAUUGAUUUAGGGGGUAAUUGCCUCAAAAUUUUAGGAAUUUGGGGCCAAAAAGGGGCCUAAAAACAAGCAUUUUUCUAGUUUCCAGACAAUAACUUGUGUUCAAGUGUAUGGAUCUCUCUGAAAUUGUACUGCAAGGUACAAAUGUACCAUACCACAAAGGGAAGGCUGGGAUUGAGUUUGGGGGUGAUGAAUCAUAAGAGGGUUCAAAAAAUUUGGGGGAGGGUUUUUUUUUUUCUUUAAAAUUUUCCAUUUUAAAUUGGUUAUUUCUGAUUUAUAUAUAAAAGUAAAUAAUAAUGAUAUGGUUUGAAUAGGUAAUUAAAAAAUUUUAAGUUCUUAGACCACAUACAUUCUGUGUCAGAAACCUAUGCUGUGUCAAAUAUUUAAUCACAAUCCAAAUUCAGUGCUGUAUCAAGCUUGGAUGUUGUGUCCAUUCUUGCCCCAACUGUUCAGGGUUCGACCUCUGCGGUCGUAUCAAGCUACUCAGCGGAGCAUUUUAUUUUUAUUAUAUUAUAAAAAUUAUUGAAAAUAAAAAAAACAACAUAUUUUCUUAGUUAAGAUUUGAAAAUUUCAUUAUUUUUUUCCUAUUAAAAUAAAGGACAUGGCCAGACGUUAUAACCUAGGCAUGUUAAUGACAUGGACAUGAUGUCCUAGGAAAAUUAGUCUGGGGACAUAAAUUUUAUUAAAAUAUUAAUACACAACUCUAAAACAAUAUUAAAACAUAACAUUUAAAUUUACCUUUCAACAUGAAGGGAAUGGAUUUUUUUUACCUAGGAAUAUUAAUGACAUGGACAUGAUUUCCUAGGAAAAUUAGUCUGGGGACAAACACUUUAUUAAAAAAAUUGAUACACAACUCUUACAUGUCUUAAACAAUAUUAAAACAUAACAUUUAUAUUUACCUUUUAAAAUAAAGGGCAUGGAGGUUUUUACCUAGGAAUAAUAAUGACAUGGACAUGAUUUCCUAGGAAAAUUAGUCUGGGGACCUGAAUUUUAUUAAAAUAUAAAUGCACAACUCUUUAACAUGUUUAACAAUACUAAAACAUAAAAAUUGAAUUUCCAUUGUUUACAUGUAAAUAAUUUGUUUCAUUAAAAUUUCCUUUUUAAAUAAAGGGUAUUGACGUUUUUACCUAGGAAUAUUAAUGACAUGGACAUGAUUUCCUAGGAAAAUUAGUCUGGGGACAUAAAUUUUAUUAAAAAUAUAAAUACACAACUCUUAAACAAUAUUAAAACUUAACAUUUAAAUUUCCAAUAUUGUUUAAAUGUAAAUAAUUUGACUCAUUAAUAUUUUUCCUAUAGAAAAAAGGACAUGGACAUUUUUCCUAGGAAUAUUAAUGACAUGGACUUGAAUUUUCUAGGAAAAUUAGUCUGGAGACAUAAAUUACUAACAUCGGACUAAAAAUACUAGUAAAUUCUGUAACCAUGGACUUUUUAUACUAGUAAUAUGUGUCCACCCGGACAUAUUUUACCAGGACAAAUUUAUCUCUUACAUAUCUAUAGACUAAAAAAAUUUAGCACACAUCCAUGAUAAACAGUCGGAGAAAACAUGACCUUGUGCAAAGCCAAAAUAAACAUACUGAUAGAUUAGAGAACCACUGAAUGGAAUGAAGCAAAACAAAGCAUGAAUGGCUGACCAAGUGUUGUUACUUUGUAGCUGCUCCAUCAUCCAAGAUGGCCGCCAGCCGGGGACUUAGCUUAACAUAGCACCCUAUGGGAAAUACAUACAAAUGUUUUCUUUUAGAGAACCACAGAAUGGAAUGAAACCAAACAUUUGAAUGGUUUUACACUAGUAAUUUUUUGGGGCCCUUUAUAGCUUACUGUUCGGUGUGAGCCAAGGCUCCGUGUUGAAGACCGUACUGUGACCUAUAAUGGUUUACUUUUAUAAAUUUUGACUUGGAUGGAGAGUUGUCUCAUUGGCACUCAUACCACAUCUUCUUAUAUCUAUAGCAUGAAUGUUCCUUAUGAGGUGCUGACCAAGUGUUGUUAAUUUGUAGCCGAUCCAUCAUCCAAGAUGGCCGCCAGCGGGGGACUUAGUUUAACAUAGGACCCCACGGGAAAUGCAUACAAAUCAUGCAAAUGUCAUCUUAUAGAGAACCACAGAAUGGAAUGACACCAAACAUAGCAUGAAUGUUCCUUAUGAGGUGCUGACCAAGUGUUGUUACUUUGUAGCGGAUCCAUCUUCCAAGAUGGCCGCCAGGGGGUGACUUAGUUUAACACAGGACGCUAUGGGAAAUACAUACAAAUGUCUUUUUUACAGAAACACAGAAUGGAAUGAAACCAAACAUAGCAUGAAUGUUCCUUAUGAGGUGCUGACCAAGUGUUGUUACUUUGUAGCUGAUCCAUCAUCCAAGAUGGCCGCUAGCACUAGCAGGGGACUUAGUUUAACAUAGGACCCCAUGGGAAAUACAUAAAAAUGUCUUCUUUUAGAGAACCACUGAAUGGAAUGAAACCAAACAUAGCAUGAAUGUUCCUAAUGAGGUGCUGACCAAGUGUUGUCACUUUGUAGCCAAUCCAUCGUCCAAAAUGGCCGCCAACAGGGUUCUUAGUUUAACAUAGGACCCUAUGGGAAAUGCAUACAAAUGUCUUCUCAUAGAGAACCACAGAAUGGAAUGACACCAAACAUAGCAUGAAUGUUCCUUAUGAGGUGCUGACCAAGUGAACAUUGUUACUUUGUAGCGGAUCCAUUACAUUACAUUUACAAAUGUAGCCUAUCCAUCAUCCAAGAUAGCGACCAGGAGGGACUUAGUUUAACUUAGGACCCUAUGAGAAAUACAUACAAAUGUCUUCUUUUAAAGAAAUUAUUAUGCAAUAUUAAACCAAAUUUGGCCUCAAUCAUUAUUUAAGUAUCUGUUAUGAUUUUUAUAUGACCACAAAAAAAAUUUGCGUCGUAUAAUGCUAUCAUGUCGUUGUUGUUGUCUGUGACGUCGUCCGAAGACGCAUUUAGUUUCCAGAAAAAAACUUAAGUUUAAGUGAAUGGAUCUCUAUAAAUUUUUACUAGAAGGUUCCAAUACCACUAAAGGAAGGUUGGGAUUGAUUUUGGGGGUUAUGGUCCCAACAGUUUAGGAAUUAGGGGCCAAAAAAAGGGCCCAAAUAUGCAUUUUUGUAGUUUCCAGACAAUAACUUGUGUUUAAGUGUAUGAAUCUCUCUGAAAUUAUACCACAAGUUUCCAUACCACAAAGGGAUGGUUAGGAUUGACUUUGGGGGGUUAUGGCUCAAACCAUUUAGGAAUUAGGGGCAAAAAAGGGGGAAAAACUAGGUUUUUCUGGUAAAUGGACAAUUAAGACAAUUUAAAAGCAGUGUAAGGGAGGUAAUCCAAAUCAAUUUAAAGAACACUGUUUGAUUACCUCCCUUACACUGCUUGUAAAUUAUGUAUUAAGAAAUUAUGAUUGUCUUGAGGUAUUAGCUGUCAAUUUAUUUUUAGCAGUCACUAUUAAUUAAUAUUAAUUUUAGCCAUGACUAUGUAUGUCAUUUUAUAUUUUAAAACUUUUAUGAAGUAUUUAAAUGGGUAAUUGUGGUUGCAAACUCCAUUAGAAAUUUGAAUUAAGAUACUGACCAUAUCUUGAGGGAAAGAAUUUUUUUUGGGUAUAAGAGAAAGGGGGAGGUGAAAAAAAUUGGAGGGGGGACAAUUUUUCUCAUUUCAAAUUUCAGAAAUUAAAAGAAAAUUUCUUCAAAUAUUUUUUUUUGGGGUUAAUAUUCAACAGCAUAGUGUAUUGCACAAAAGCAAAAAACCAGGGUAAAAUUAUUUUUUUUUGGGGGGGGAGGGGUCAAUUCGCAACAGCAUAGUGUAUUGCACAUAAGCAAAAAAUUGAAAAUAAAUUCAAAUCAUAUAACCAAUUUGAAGUUCAUUGACUACAGUUAUUCUGUGUCAGAAACCUAUUAUGUGUCAAAAAUUUAGUUACAAUUCAAAUUCAGACCUCUAUCAAGCGUGAAUAUUGUGUCCAUAUCAAAUUUGAUUUCUUUAUCAAUCCUUUUCAUCAUGUUCAUCAGUAAUGCAAUCAAGACGUCGAAAAACUACUAGUUAUGCAAUACCACACGUCUACAGGACACAAAAAAGAAAAAAAGAAAAAAAAACACACACAAAAAAAAUAAUAUUUUCCUUACACUGCAUUUUCACCUUCAAUUACCUUUAUUAUGAAAGUCUUAUCAACUAGGAUAAAGAAAUGGCUACUUCCCAAUUAAUUCUUUCUUUCUAUAAUGGUAUAAUGGUGCGAAAGGACCAAGGCCGAACAGGUGUAUGGCCGAAACGACAUACAGCCGAACGGGUUCAUGGCCGAAACGUCUCGAAAGCAUAUAAAGAGUUGUACAAGAACUCACAUACUGGAGAUUAACAUCAUCAAUAAGAUGUUAGAGGGAGGAGUGGAUUUAGUCACACUCACUGGUACUCUACAGAGACACAUCAACACACAGACUGGUAAAACACUUCAUAAAUGUGAUGUUGGUGGUAAAGAUUUUAGUAAAAGAAGUGACCUAAUAAGACAUGAGAGAACACAUACAAGUGAAACACGUCAUAAAUGUGAUGUUUGUGCUAGAGAAUUUACUCAAGGUAGUCACCUUAAGAGACAUGUAAGAACACAUACGGGUGAAAAACCUCAUAAAUGUGAUGUUUGUUUUAGAAAAUUUAGUCAAAGUAGUGACUUAAAGAGACAUAUGAGAACACAUGCUGGUGAAAAACCUCAUAAAUGUGAUGUUUGUGCUAGUGAAUUUUCUCAAAGUAGUCAACUAAAGGCACACAUGAGUACACAUACUGGAGAUAACUCUCAUGGCUGUGAUUUAUGUGGUAAACGGUUUAGUUAUCUUAGUAGUUUACAGCGUCACAUGAGAACACAUACAGGCGUUACACCCCAUGACUGUGAUGUAUGUGGUAAACGGUUUAGUCAGCUUGGUAAUUUAAAGAUUCACAUGAGAAUACAUACCGGUUAUAAACCUCAUGAGUGUGAUUUAUGUGGUAAAAGGUUUAUUCAGCUUUGUGGUUUACAGAUUCACAUGAGAAUACAUACAGGUGAUAAACCUUAUGACUGUGAUGUAUGUGGUAAACAGUUUAGUCAGCAUAGUAUUUUACGAAACCACAUGAGAACACAUACAGGUGAUAAACCUUAUAAUUGUGGUGUAUGUGAUCAACAGUUUAGUCAACGUAGUAGUUUAAAUAUUCACAUGAGAAUACAUACAGGUUAUGAACCUCAUGAAUGUGAUGUUUGUGGGAAAGGGUUUAGUGAUCUUAGUAAUUUAAAGAAACAUAUGAAAAUGCAUACAGAUAAAGCAUGUAAACCUCACAUUUGAGAUUGCAAAGGGUUUAGUCAACAAUGGUCAAUUUAAUAGUUUAAAAUGAAGUAUGAGCACACAUGCCAUUUAAUUUACUUUAUGACUGUGAUGUAUAUGGUACAGAGUUUGGUCAUCAUUGUAAUUUACAUAUUGACAUGAGAACAUAUACAUGUUAUUAACUUCAUGACUGUGGUGUAUGUGGUAAAGGGUUUAGCUAGCUUAGUAAUCAUGCUAACACAUGAGAACACAUGAUUGUGAUGUAUGUUGCAUAUGGUUUAGUCAUAUAUUCAUGAUCUUAGUAAUUUAAGGAGACAUAUGAACAUGAUAAAAAUACAUACAAGCAAAACAUAUAAAUCUCACAUUUGUAAUGUAUGUGGUUAAGGAUUUAACUAGCUUAGUAUUUCAAAGAAACAGAUGAGAACACAUACAGGCGAUAAAAAUCAUCACUGGUGAUGUAUAUGUGGUAAACAGUGAUAAAGGAUUCAUUUUACUCAAUGUGAUUUGAGACACACUAGAACACAUACAGGUUAUAGACCUAAGGGAGCUACCAUUUGAUUUUUAUAGGGGGGUGGCUUGGAUGAAAUUUGAAAAAAAAUAGGCAGGACAGGAGUUUUGAGUAAAAAAAAAGGCAGGACGAGAUUAUUUGCAAAAAAAAAGGCAGGAUGACAAUUUAUGUAAAAAAAAAGUCAGGAUAAACUAAAAAAAAAAGGCAGGACCGAAAAGAGUGAAAAAAAAGGCAGGACCGAAUAGAGGGAAAAAUAAAAAGGCAGGACAAAAUUUUUCAUCCUAGCCCCCAUAAAAAUCAAAUGGUAGCUCCCUAAUGACUGAUGUAUGUGGGAAAGAGUUCAGUCUACUUUGUGAUUUAUAGAGACACACGAGAACACAUACAGGUUAUAGACCUCAUUACUGGGAUGUAUGUGGGAAUGGGUUUAGUCACCUUAUUUAUUUAAAGAGGCAUAUGAAAUUUCAUGACAUUUGUCAGUUUGCGAUGUACCAAACAAAUGUAUGCAAAUACAUACAGGCAAAUUACCUUAUGACUGUAAUGUAUGUGGUACAGGGUUUUGUUAGCAAUGUUAUUUACAUAUUGACAUGAAAACAUAUUAAUCUCAAGACUGUGGUGUAUGUGUUAAAGGGUUUAGCUAGCUUAGAAAUGUCAAGAGACACAUGAGAACGCAUACAGGUGAUUAAUCUCUUGACUGUGUGUGGUCAAGAGACACAUGAGAACGCAUACAGGUGAUUAAUCUCUCGACUGUGUGUGGUAAAGGUUUUAAUCAGCAUGUUUAUUCAAAGAGACACAUUGGAAUACAUAUAAUUAGGGAUAAAACUCUGAAAUGAGAUUGAGCAUGUUGAGGUUGGGGGUUCAAUAUAAGUGAUAAUCUCGUACUUAAAACAUGAGAACACGUACUAGUAAAUAAGUGAUAACAUGGAUAAUUUAUAAAGACAAAUGAGAACACAUACUCAUGAUAAUUUACAAUGACACAGGAGAACACAUACUCAUGAUAAUUUACAGACACAUGAGAAUUCAUACUAGUAAAUAAGUGAUAAUUUACUUAAACACACACAUGAGAACCCUUACUAGUGAUAAGUGAUAAUGAUUAUUUACAUAGACACAUGAGAACAUGAGAACACAUACUAGAAAAUAAGUGAUAAUUUACGUAGACACAUGAGAAAUCAUAUAAUUUAGUGAUAACUUACAUAUACAUAUAAUAGUUUGAACUGGACUGGCUUGAUAUCAUUAAAAUCUUUAAAACACGGAUAUUAUAAGUUGCCCGUCACAGAGUCCUUGCUUAUAAUCACUCUGAGGGUUACACUAAAGACCUGAAGGUGGACCUGAAAAGACAUGAAGAUAUACUACUCGAUUUAUUCAAAUUGCAAUUACGUUUUUAUUAUACGAUGGAUUUCCUUCAAAUUAGAAUUUUAUUAAAGGUAAAGAAUCACGUGGUAUUAGAAAUAAAAUGUUUUAAAUAAAAAUCAAAUUUUUGAUGCCAAAAAUCGGACCUGAACGAAGAAAUGAAAAGACCUGAACGGACCUGAAAUUUUACGAUCAGACUUAUUCAAACGUCAAUAACUGUUUUAUUUUUCAAUGGAUUUCCUUCACGUUUAGAUUUUGUGAAACGUAAAAUUCAAUAUCUUAAUAAUAUUACAAAAGAAAUUAUGAAAAAUAUUUUUGGGGCGCCAAAACUCGGACCUGAACGGCAAUUUCAAUUACCCGAAUUGACCUGAAAAUCUCCGGUCAGAUUUAUACAAGUUCUAUAACUGUUUUAGAUUUCAAUCAAUCUCCUUGUUAUUUAAAUUUUGUUAUAGAAAGAAAAUAUGUAGUAUUUUAUUGAAAUGAUAAAGAAUUUUAUGAAAACUAUUUUUUUGUUCCAAAAAUCGGACCUUAACAGGGAAAUAAAAAGACCUGAAUGGACCUGAAAUAUACGCGUAGACGUAUUUAAACUGAAUGAACUUUUUUAUUUUUUAAUUGAUUUUAUUCUAAAUGAAAUUAUAUUAAAGAGGAAUGAUUUUAUGUAUACAUGAAUUUUUUUAAAUAACAAAUACCUUGUUGAUGUUGAAACCUUAACCUGAAGGGAACACAGGUUUGUCCGUGGAAAAUUAUUCAAACUAAUUAAUUUGUUUAAUUCGUAUCUGUUUUAACUUCUAUAAAAACAGGAUUUGAUUCAAAUUGUUAUAUCUAUAUAUUGAAUAUAAAAGUAUCAUUUGCACAUGCAUAAACCAUGUAAUCUAAAGAAUGUUUUAUAGAUUUGAUAAAUAUUUAGUAGUCUCUCAUAAUUCUUUAUAGAAUGGCACUUGUAUUCUAACUUAUAAAAUUGCUGUUUUAUAAAAUGUAUAUUUAUGAUGAUAUGUAUUACAAGUGAUGAGACUUUAAUAAAAUAUUGAAUCUGAA